AUGCGUUUCACUCUUCAGCCCCCUCUCCCCCUGAUCGCACAGGACAUCUUCUGGCGCGUGCGUGAGCGCGGCUUCCUGCUCACCGACACGGUGGAGCAGCUGCGCUGCGAGCGCUGCGCCCGCUUCCUGGCCGACCGCUUCGUCGAGGGCACCUGCCCCCUGUGCGGCUACGGGGACGCGCGUGGGGACCAGUGCGACAAGUGUGGGCGACUCAUCAACGCCGUCGAGCUCAAGAACCCGCAGUGCAAGAUCUGCAGGGACACGCCGGUGGUGCAGUCAUCCGAGCACCUCUUCCUCAACCUCCCCAAGCUGGAGUCUCCGCUGCAGUCGUGGCUGGAGGCGUCGUGGGCGGGCGGGGACUGGACGGCGAACGCGCGGCUCAUCACGCGCUCGUGGGUGCGCGAUGGCCUCAAGCCGCGCUGCAUCACCCGCGACCUCAAGUGGGGCACGCCGGUGCCCCUGCAGGGCUUCACUGACAAGGUGUUCUACGUGUGGUUUGACGCGCCCAUCGGAUACCUCUCCAUCACGGCCAACUACACACCGCACUGGGAGCGCUGGUGGAAAAACCCCGACGAGGUGACGCUCUACAACUUCAUGGCCAAGGACAACGUCCCCUUCCACAGCGUCGUCUUCCCCUGCUCGCUGAUCGCUGCCGACCAGAACUUCACGCUCGUCAACUCGCUCAUCGCCACCGAGUACCUGAACUACGAGGACGGCAAGUUCUCCAAGAGCCGCGGCGUCGGCGUGUUUGGCGACCAGGCGCGCGACACGGGCAUCCCGGCGGACGCGUGGCGCUUCUACCUGCUGCACCUGCGUCCCGAGAGCCAGGACAGCACCUUCAGCUGGGCCGACUUCCUGCUUACACACAACGCCGAGCUGCUCAACAACCUGGGCAACUUCGUGAACCGCGCCGGCGUGUUCGUGGUGAAGUUCUUCGAGGGGCGAGUGCCGCCGAUGGAGCUGACGGCGGACGACGCGCACCUCUUGGCGCUGGUGACGCGCGAGCUGCAGGCGUACACGCGCCUCCUCGACAAAGUCCGGAUACGGGACGCCCUGCGCUGCAUAUUCAACAUCUCGCGCCAUGGCAACCAGUACAUCCAGCUGCACGAGCCGUGGAAACGCGUCAAGGGCUCUGAGAGCGAGAGGUCGCGCGCCGCCACGGUGACGGCCGUGGCGGUGAACGUGGCGGCGCUGCUCUCGGUGAUGCUCGGCCCCUUCAUGCCGACGGUGGCGGGCGCCAUCCGCGAGCAGCUGCUGGCGCCGCCCGACCGCGACGUGCUGACCGACGGCUUCGCGUGCGCCCUCCCGGCGGGCCAUGCCGUGGGCACGGUGAGCCCACUGUUCCAGAAGCUGGAGAUGGCCCACAUGGACGAGCUGAAGAAGAGAUUCGCUGGCAAGCAGAACGACUCCUCCUCCUCCGUGGUUGCCAAUGGACCGGCGGCAGCCACGGUGACCGCUGUCACGGCAACCGCGUCCUCGGCAACCGCGUCCUCGGCAACCGCUGCCACGGCUGUUGCCACGGCAACCGCCGAAGACAUUCAACAACUCACGGAGGAGGUCGCCAAGCAGGGCCUGCGCGUUCGCGAGCUCAAGGCGGCCAAGGCGGACGCGGCGCUCGUCAAGGCCGAGGUGGCCACCCUCCUCGAGCUCAAGCGGCGCCUCGGCCCGCUCGGGGUCACCGAUGGCGCUGCCGCCGCCGCCGCCGCCGGCAAGGCCAAGGGCGGCCGCAAGAAGCGGUAACCGCGCGGCGGUGGCGGUGCAGGCGUUAACCGGGGACGACGCGACCACGGCAACGACGGCGACUGUGGGAGCGGUACCCGGAGAACUGCCCCUUCGGUGGUGGAGAAGAGACGGACUGAUGCGGUACGGAAGGAUGUGGAGCCGAGUGGACUUGCCGAAGACUGGUACCAGCGGUGUCAAGAUUGGCUUCUGUGGAGGAGGCUCGUGCAGGACGCUACUGGGCGGUGCCAGGCUAGGUUCACCUUGAGGCUACUGGUAAGUUGGGAGGCAGUUGCCUUUCAACAACAACGGAGGGCAGAGAGAACGCUGGCGGCUAAACCACAGCGAGUUGGCACAGUGGGGGGCACAGGUGGUGCAUCUGCCAGUCAUUUCGGUCAACCCGUGGCACCUGGGUCUGUCCCGUGACCUCCUGUCAGUGAUCCAACACUUCACGUGGCCUCAACGUGCACGUGUCCUGGCACAGGCACCGCGAAUGGCAGGGGUAUUGGUGGCGGGAUUAUAAAGUAAUUUAAUUACUAGAAAACACUCCGUGUGAGCGAUGUGAAAACCCGAUAACCGCAUUAGUUCACCAACGGGGCACUGGCCAGCGUGGUGAGAGCGUCAGCCGGCGGUGGACACGCGCAAGGGGUCGAUCUAUUUUUUUUCAUAAGACAAAGAGCCUCCCCUCCUGUGUCGCCUUCAAGCUGUUGGAGCAAGCGCUGUUUAGUGGGCAGACAGAACAACGCCCCCGACAUUCAAGCAAAGCCACGCAGAGUGAAUUUUAAACUGUGCGAUUUUUAUUUCGGGUUUACACCACUGAAGCGCCACCACGUGAAGCCGUGCGUGUUGAUGUCGCGGACACAGCCUCCUCCCCCCCCCCCCUUGGCUCAUCUUACCUCCUGCCUCCUCUCUCUCUCUCGCGUCAGCACAGCUCACAAACGUCUCAACCUCCAAACGUCUUUGCAGAAUCAAAACAUGGGUAUUCAUAAAUGCAAUAUGUGACUAAUGAACUAAGGUCCUGCAAUGAAUCUA
Lethenteron reissneri (Far Eastern brook lamprey) is the source of this 2751-nucleotide messenger RNA. RefSeq names its product methionyl-tRNA synthetase 1 (gene MARS1). NCBI's taxonomy places the organism in Eukaryota, Metazoa, Chordata, Hyperoartia, Petromyzontiformes, Petromyzontidae. The record is from RefSeq and is a predicted model, not a curated record. Gene Ontology annotation, cellular component: aminoacyl-tRNA synthetase multienzyme complex; cytosol. Gene Ontology annotation, molecular function: methionine-tRNA ligase activity; ATP binding. Gene Ontology annotation, biological process: methionyl-tRNA aminoacylation.